This is a messenger RNA of Salmo salar (Atlantic salmon), 882 nucleotides long. The record is from RefSeq and is a predicted model, not a curated record. Lineage: Eukaryota; Metazoa; Chordata; Actinopteri; Salmoniformes; Salmonidae.
AUGGGACAGAUAACAGCACUGAAGGAGGAGGAAGAGGAACACAUGGGACAGAUAACAGCAGUGAAGGUGGAGGAAGAGGAACACAUGGGACAGAUAACAGCAGUGAAGGUGGAGGAAGAGGAACACAUGGGACAGAUAACAGCAGUGAAGGUGGAGGAAGAGGAACACAUGGGACAGAUAACAGCAGUGAAGGUGGAGGAAGAGGAACACAUGGGACAGAUAACAGCAGUGAAGGUGGAGGAAGAGGAACACAUGGGACAGAUAACAGCAGUGAAGGUGGAGGAAGAGGAACACAUGGGACAGAUAACAGCAGUGAAGGUGGAGGAAGAGGAACACAUGGGACAGAUAACAGCAGUGAAGGAGGAGGAAGAGGAACACAUGGGACAGAUAACAGCAGUGAAGGUGGAGGAAGAGGAACACAUGGGACAGAUAACAGCAGUGAAGGUGGAGGAAGAGGAACACAUGGGACAGAUAACAGCAGUGAAGGUGGAGGAAGAGGAACACAUGGGACAGAUAACAGCAGUGAAGGUGGAGGAAGAGGAACACAUGGGACAGAUAACAGCAGUGAAGGUGGAGGAAGAGGAACACAUGGGACAGAUAACAGCAGUGAAGGUGGAGGAAGAGGAACACAUGGGACAGAUAACAGCAGUGAAGGAGGAGGAAGAGGAACACAUGGGACAGAUAACAGCAGUGAAGGUGGAGGAAGAGGAACACAUGGGACAGAUAACAGCAGUGAAGGUGGAGGAAGAGGAACACAUGGGACAGAUAACAGCAGUGAAGGAGGAGGAAGAGGAACACAUGGGACAGAUAACAGCAGUGAAGGAGGAGGAAGAGGAACACAUGGGACAGAUAACAGCAGUGAAGGAGGGGGUGAGAAGCUGA